Molecule: messenger RNA, 5425 nt
Organism: Fundulus heteroclitus (mummichog)
Lineage: Eukaryota; Metazoa; Chordata; Actinopteri; Cyprinodontiformes; Fundulidae
Product: wings apart-like protein homolog
Exons: 20
Coding region: 395-4075 (1226 amino acids)
Biological process (GO): regulation of chromosome condensation
Source: RefSeq, a predicted model, not a curated record
CGGUUACGUGCGGUUGUUUCGGCUCAAUCUUGACGCGGUGGGGGGAGUCCAAUGGAAGCCUUCGUCGUAAACUAGAGGAGACAAUCGAGUCUGAAUUUAGGCAGAUAAAGCGAGACGAAUUUGUUCGAUGUGCUCCCAAAUUUAGCGUUUGCGCCUCGGCCCUGGACCCGCCGGGUCUCUCCCGCGUGCCCGGGACGCUGGUAUCCGCCGGCAAGCGCCUCUGCUCGGCCUUGUUUAUACUGAACAGCUCGGCUCAGGGAAGCAGCAGGCCCCGGCGGCGCUGCUGCUGCUGCUUGUCUAGCCCUGUGAGGCUAACGGCCCUGUGGGCUCAGCUCUCUGUCGGAUGCUGAUAUCGGCUCUUUAACUCGGCGGAGAACAUGAACCAGAUGCAACAAUGACGUCCAGAUUUGGGAAAACCUACAGCCGCAAGGGAGGAGAGGGCACGUCCAAGUUUGACGAGGUGCUCUCCACCAAGAGGGGCACCCUCAGCACCAAAUGGGGCGACACCACCUACAAGGCCAAGGUGGGCGCCAAGCGCGCCGGCGCUCCCCGCAACGACUCGGUCCUGGAGGUGUACAAGAAGCCGCGGCUCACCGGCGACGGCCUGGACGACCCGUUCGGCUUCGACAGCGACGACGAGUCCAAGCCCGUGUCGUCCCGGGCCGGCGGCAAGUCGUCGCCCUCCAAGCCGGCCUCGGCGGAGCCUCCGCAGGCGGAGAGGCCGGGCCUGCCGCUGGAGGCGGGCAGCCGGUCCAGCUUCCAGGGAGGGUCGCACGCCCCGCUGUCGGCGGCGGAGACGCCGUGCACGUCCGGCGACUGGAAUCAGCUGCGGCUGAUGGAGGACACGGCCCGCUUCUUCAACAGCGCCGCCCCAAGCACAGGAACGUCGUGGCAGAGCUUGACAUCGUCACAGAACCUGAACAGCUACUCGUGGUACCAAAAUGCUACAGACAGCGACAGGAAGCCCCUGGCCCAGACCACCACCCUAAAGACGGGCUCCAAGGCGGAAUCCGCGUACGACUCCUGGGACGACAUCAUGGGCCUCCGCCCACCAUCGCCCAUCCAAGAGCCCCGCAAUCCGGCCCCCACGCUCUCCUGGGGCUCGGCUGGCGCGGGCGGUUUUCACUCGGCGCAGAGUGCGCACAGGAAGCCCCCCUCUCCUCCGCGGUUGCAGAGCCCCAGCGAGAGAAACAACGUAACCGGGCGGUCUGACCUUGCCGAGACGUCCAAACUCUCCCAGACUUCCGCGUCGCUGUCACUUGAAAGGAACUCGAACUGUCGGACGUACAGGAGGCCCAACAAACUGGACUCUGGCAAAGCCUCGGACUCCAGCAGCGUGGACGACGCUGCGUUUGCCACCGGCCUCCCCAGGUCCACAACCGAAGCCAACGACACCAAAACAACAGGCGGGGGAGGGGGCAGGGGCAGGACGAGGGACUACACAGUGCUGCAGCCCUCAUCCACGUCGAUGUGUAACGUCACCAACCAGGACCGGGGCAGGGAAGAGUUCGUCAGCGACGCGGCGCCCGCUAGUGGUGCGGAUGGCGCCGCUUCGGGCAGCACGACCGAGCUGGAAGAGCUGGGCUGGCAGAGGAAAAAGAUUGAAGCGCAACAGCCAAGGCCCAGGCAGACCCAGGCCAAGCCGAAGAAGGGGGACCUGUUCGGCUUCGACGACACGGACUUCCACCAGGAGGAGAACAGCGGCGACGGCGCGGACGGCAGGUCCAGCUACAAGAUCCAGUACUUCGGCUUCGACGACAUGAGCGACAGCGACGGCGCCGAGGACGACUCCGAACCCCACGUGCGGAGGAAGGUCAUGCAGUCCGCCGUCUCCCAGCUGUCCCCGCCGGCGGCCGCGGAGGAAGCAGCGAUCGACGACGACCCGGACCCGUUCGAGAGGCUGGAGAGCCGCGAGAGUCAGCAGAUGUGGGAGAAGCCAGCGGCCAAGGAGAGCAAGAGGACCUCGGAGAGGCCGGACAGGAAGACUCACAGAGAUAUUCUGGACUUCUCAGACGACAGCCUGCGGGUCCUGGCCAGCGGUCCGAGGCGGGCGUCUCAAGGCAAAGCGGCUGAGAAGAACCCCGACACUUUCCGGAGGAUCUUCAGCGCACACAAGAAGUCUCCCACCAAAGCAGUGUACAACGCCAGACACUGGACCGUGGAGAGCGAGGAGGAACCGCCGCCGCCUUUCUUCUCCCGAUCCCACACGAACCCCGCGUCUGUCACGACCGGCGGCUCCAGCAAGGAGCCGGCCCAGUCCCAGAAGGACGAAGGGGUCUUCAAGGCUCCGCCCCCUCCUCCAAAGGUCACCAAGUGUGUCACCGUUCCCACUGAGCCGUACCAGGACACCGUCACAGCCCUCAAGUGUCGUAAAGAACACAAAGAGCUGUACACGGUGGUCCAGCACGUGAAGCACUUCAACGACGUGGUGGAGUUUGGAGAGAACCAGGAGUUCACCGACGACUUUGAGUACCUCGCCACCGGCCUGAAGAGCGGGCAGCCGCUCAACACUCGAUGCCUUAGCGUGAUCAGUCUGGCCACCCGCUGCGCCAUGCCUAGCUUCAGGAUGCACCUCCGAGCCCGAGGGAAGGUGGCCCAGGUCUUCAAGACGCUGAACGACGCCCCCCAGCUCCCGAACCUGGCCCUGUGCACCGCCGCUCUGAUGUACAUCCUGAGCAGGGACCGGCUGAACAUGGACCUGGACCGCUCCUGUCUGGACCUGAUGAUCCGGCUUCUCGAGCUGGACCAGGAUCAGGGAGCCGCCACCGAGCCGGACUCCAGCGUCCAGUUCAGUGCCAAAGAGCUGGCCAAGAUCAAGGAGAAGAUCCGGAAGCUGUGCGACACCGUGCACAACAAGCACCUGGACCUGCAGAACAUCACGACGGGUCAUCUGGCCAUGGAGACGCUGCUGUCGCUGACCUCGAAGCGAGCGGGGGACUGGUUCAAAGAGGAGCUGCGGCUGCUGGGCGGACUGGACCACAUCGUGGAUAAAGUGAAGGAGUGCGUGGAUAACCUGGACCAGGAGGACCAGGAGGAGAAGCUGGUUUCGUCGCUGUGGGGCGCGGAGCGGUGCUUGCGGGUGCUGGAGAGCGUGACGGUCCACAACCCGGAGAACCAGAGCUACCUGAUUGCCUACAAGGACUCGUCCCUGAUCGUCUCCUCCGCAAAGGCCCUGAGGAGGUGUGAGCAGAUGAUCCAGCGAUACAGCAGGCAGACGAACUCGGACGGCGCCAUGGUGGGCAAGGCGGUGGAGGACUGCAUGAGGGCCAUCAUAGGAGUCCUGCUCAACCUGACGCACGACAACGAGUGGGGCAGCACGAAGACGGGCGAGCAGGACGACCUGAUAGUGACGGCUCUGAACUGCGUUCUCAAGGUUCCUCAGUACCUUCCUCAGGAGCAGAGAUUCGACAUCAGAGUGCUGGGUCUGGGUCUGCUGAUCAACUUGGUGGAGUACAGCGCCAGGAACCGGUACUUCCUGAUGGAGAUGGAGAUGGAGGGGGGUCAGGGGCCCUGUGACUUCACCGUCCUGCUGAACGAGCAGCAUCAGGACCUGAGCGGCGGCGGUGGUGGCGGCGGGCCUCUGAGCGCCAUCGCUGCUCUCGUGCAGCUGUUCCUGCAGCGCGAGCGAGCCGCCGUGCUGGCCGAGGCGCAGACCGAUGACCUCAUCAAGGAGGCGCCCAAGCCGGCGCUCGACCAGAGUGGGGAGUGGCAGGAGACCGGAGGCGAGAUCCAGUGGGUCGCCAACGACAACGCCCCGGACAAACAGGAGGAGGCCAAGAAGAAGAAGAGCGAGGAGGAGGACGAGCCGUUGGACCUAAACAAAGCUCUGCAGCAUGCUGGGAAGCACAUGGAGGACAGCAUCGUGGCCUCGUACACGGCACUGCUGCUGGGCUGCUUGUGCCAGGGGAGCCCGAUGAAUGUGACUACUGUGAGGGAAAACCUGCCAAAGGGAGAUUUCUCCAUCAUGACAGAAAUGCUGAAGAAGUUCCUCAACUUCAUGAACCUCACUUGUGACGUCGGCACCGCAGGACAGAAGUCCAUCUCCCGCAUCAUUGACUACCUGGAGCACUGCUAGAAAAGCUUGCCCCCCCACCACACACACACACACACACACACACAGACACAAAGCGGGCCAUGCGGCGCCCCCCCUCCUCCCUCAGUCAAAGGAGCCUCCCCUCCCGUCGCUCUCUGCGAUCAUCGCUGGAUGAUUUGGUUCCUCCGCCUCACCGAUCCGAAGCGUCUCCAGACCAGCGUUACGGCUCCCCGGUUGCUGGUUGUUUUAAGGUUCCUCGGGAUGUUGUUUUUAUCUCCGAUCACACUUCUUUUGCCUUUUGUAAUGAUUUAUUUUAUUUUUUUUUAAAGUUCCUUACAGUUCAGCUCCCGUCUGUCUGACCUUUCCCUCUGCUUAAAAACUUCUCCGUGUUGAUUGACGUCAGAUUGGAGCGCAAAGUGUCCAUUUAAUCCAUCCAGUGUUCAAAGCUUCAAACAUCCUAAGAUGGGGGGGGGGGGGGGGUGGUAAGAAACGUCCAAAAUGAUCCUUUUGCUUUGAAAGUGACAUCCCCUCUCCUCCUCUCACGCUGUGCUUCUUUCGCUCUCGGCUCCGUUGAAAAGAUGCUCCGGAAUCAAAGCCAUUGAUCUUUUCUGGGUCAGAAAAUGGUCUGAGCUGCAGACCGAUAAGAAGUUAGAAUGUGAUCACCUGGAAAUGUUACCGACCCGUUUUCCUCUUUUCAUCAGAACCCAUACAAGCUUUUUUUUUUUCCCUCAUUUGGCUUCCUAAAUCAGGCUUUUUAUUUUAUUUUUCCUGCCAUUUUGGAAAUUGGCUCCCCGUAAGUCUGUUAAACCACAGAAACCUGACAGCAAACUCUUUGCCUUUGUUUAAAGUAUUUGCGCGCGCAGGCUCCAGGCGUCCGGGACUGGUCAGAUUCUGCAGGAUCAGUCUGAACCUUCACGAUCUGUCCGGAUCGGUCCGAGUUUCUACGACCUGCAUACUGACUUCUCUUCAAUUACAACUAACAGAGAACCAGAAUGCGGGGCUUUAAUCGAUUUUUAUUCACGAUAAGCUCUCUGUGGUCGUCUUCUAGAUGUAACUCCUGUUUUUCCUUGUUGAAGUCGGGAGGUUUUCAUCAAACGGCUGGAGCUGGACCCAUAUGAAGGAAGUUAAAGGGAGAUCGUCAGUAUUCAACAUGGCUGAGACGAGGAGAGGAGCUGAAACUGACACCUAUAUGCCCUGAAGUCCUAAAACUUUGAGACGGGCUUCUCCAUAAAGCUUAUUUUGGGUUUUUAAGACUUGAGAUAGUCUGUUUAUGAAGUUAGAGGGUGGACUUCCAGGAGCUCAGAAGCUGAUUGGCUCGUUAGAUCCUGAUACUUUGAAGCUGGAAGAAAUCUAAUCCUAGCAUAAACUUUAGGAUAAAAACUGUCACCGAGG